AUGUUCUUCUCCAUUGUCUGUGCCCUUCUCCUACUCAGCACCAUCACAAGUGAGGCACAAGUGGCCGCGCCGUGUGUGGACCAGGGAGGCGAAGAUUUCUGCAUGCAACCAUACAAGCUAGGAUUUUGCAAGAAACCGAGCUUUGCGCAGCAGCUAUGCGCCAAAACUUGUGGUACUUGUCACUGA
Cooperia oncophora is the source of this 186-nucleotide messenger RNA. The record is from the annotation of a GenBank genome assembly. Lineage: Eukaryota; Metazoa; Nematoda; Chromadorea; Rhabditida; Trichostrongylidae.